This is a messenger RNA of Aspergillus wentii DTO 134E9, 2412 nucleotides long. Its product is annotated as putative serine/threonine protein kinase (Prp4). The transcript is spliced from 3 exons. Gene Ontology annotation, molecular function: ATP binding; protein serine/threonine kinase activity. Lineage: Eukaryota; Fungi; Ascomycota; Eurotiomycetes; Eurotiales; Aspergillaceae. The record is from RefSeq and is a predicted model, not a curated record. Bases 1 to 2412 code for a protein of 803 amino acids. Gene Ontology annotation, biological process: peptidyl-serine phosphorylation; peptidyl-threonine phosphorylation; mRNA cis splicing, via spliceosome.
AUGGCAUCAUACAGGUCGAGGUCUCCGUCGACCCCUUCUGAGGGUGAGAUCAUCGAAUCAGGCUCAGAGACGAAGGCAACUACGUCGCAAAAUCCUCUUAAUGGCACCAGUGUUGACCGUCACACCAGAGGCAGUACAUCAUCGGUGAGAUCUCCAGCGUCGCGGAGUAGAUCGCCACGCCGGCGGAGGUCGAGGACCAGGUCGAGAUCCAGAAGCCGAUCCCGCUCUCCAUAUCGAGACUACAGAGGACACAAACGCAGACGAGACGAUGACUAUGACGACCGACGCUUUCGGGACGAGCCACCGCGACGUUUCGCGAAUAGGUACGAGGACCGGUAUAACGAUCGCGGCUCCCAGAGACGACAAAGAUCCUACUACGACUACGACCGGGAGGAAGGGUAUUCGGGUGGUUUGAAAUACAGUGAUGACUUUGAUCGACGUCAGGACAAGCGCCCCCGAACGCGAAGCAGAUCGCCAUACCACGAGGUCCGAAAGCCCAAGCAGUACUCGGGCGACGAAUGGGAAUCCAAAAGGGAAGAGAGCUCUACCUCUCGAGGAGUCAGAAGGCGAAGGUCAUCCACUGAACAAUUAGUGAGCGAGCGAGGGGCCACCCCAGUCGUCGCUCAGGAUUCUAAACACAGAGCUGAAACGAAAGAGAAUCAGGUGCAGCAGGCUUCUUCUGAUGCUACUAUUCGUGUCGUAGAUAAGUGUGUUAUUUCCUGCCCAGAAGAACAACAACCUGCCGAAUCUGUUGACGAAGCGACUCAGAUGGAAGCACGACGAAAGCGACGUGAAGCUAUCAGAGCUAAAUACAGAGGCCAGGCUACCCCUUUACGUCUUCAGGCGUUACAAAUCGGCGGUGAUACAGACUCAUCCACACCGAGCACCGACACACCGCAGGCCGCCGCUAAUAAAUUUCUUUCUUCCGCAGAAACCCCCCCUAUAUCGCCCGCCCAGACGCCUAACGAAACACCUGGAGACGCAUUCCCUGACUUCAAGGUUGGCAAAGACGCUGACCUGGUUAACGAAGAUGCGCCUGUAGACGGUGCCGAUAAAGACGAGCCAUCCGCGGCAGACUAUGACCCAAUGCUUGACAUGAAAGCAGAGAGGCAGAGGCAUGAUAGUAAACCUACCAACGGAGAGGUCUCAUCAGGAGCGUAUGAUGAAACACAGACCUCUAAACAGGAUGUUCUGAUCCCCGAUACCCCCGCACAACCGCCGACGCAGACAAAGACGAAAGAUCCCUACGAUAUGUUCGCAGAGGACGAUGGCGACGACAUGUUUGCCGAAGAUACGCAAGAAACUGCACAGCCCGCGCAUGCCUCGGCGACGGCCGUACCCCAACCACGAGAGCUUGACAUCAGCAUGAUGGAUAACUGGGACGACCCGGAAGGGUACUACAAUGUCCGGCUUGGUGAGUUGAUCAACGGCCGAUAUCAUGUGCAGCAGAAUCUAGGCAAGGGAAUGUUUUCCUCUGUAGUGCGGGCGACCGACUCGAAGACCGGCCAUUUGGUUGCGGUCAAGAUCAUUCGCCAAAACGACACGAUGAAGAAGGCGGGAAUGAAAGAGAUUGGGAUUUUGGAGCAGCUCCACGAAGCCGACCCAGAUGAUAAGAAGCACAUGAUCAAGUUUGAAAGGCACUUUGACCACAAGGGACACUUGUGUAUGGUGUUUGAGAAUCUCAGCAUGAACCUGCGUGAGGUGUUGAAGAAAUUUGGACGGGAUGUCGGUCUGAACCUGCGGGCGAUCCGGGCAUAUGCGCAGCAGAUGUUCCUCGGCCUGAGCCUGAUGCGCAAAUGCAACAUAUUGCAUGCGGAUUUGAAGCCGGACAACCUGCUGGUCAACGAGCAGCGUAACAUUCUCAAGGUGUGCGACUUGGGGUCCGCGUCGCCAGCAUCGGAGAAUGAGAUUACACCGUACCUGGUGAGUCGAUUCUACCGGGCGCCGGAGAUUAUACUGGGGAUUCCGUACGACUACGCGAUCGACGUGUGGUCGAUUGGGUGCACACUGUUUGAGUUGUACACGGGCAAGAUCCUGUUUACGGGGCGAAACAACAACCAGAUGCUACGGUCGAUAAUGGAAUGUCGUGGCAAGUACCCACCGAAGCUGCUCCGACGAGGCUCGCUGGCCCACAUGCAUUUCGACGAGAUGCUGAAUUUCCAGAGCAUGGAGGAAGACAAGGUGACGGGGCGACUGGUGACACGGAGCCUGGACUUCAAGAAACCGACUCGAGAUUUGAAGACGCGGCUGAUGGGCAAAGGCACACGGGGGAUGAGCGAGGUUGAGGCGAAAGAGCUGGGACUGUUUGUGGAUCUGCUGGAACGGUGCCUGAGCCUGAACCCGGAGAAGCGAUGCACGCCAGCUGAAGCGUUGAAGCACCCGUUUAUUGCGCGACCCAAGGUGCAUACAUAG